AUGCCCGGCGGCGGCUGGCAGGCACGGCGCCUGGCGCUGGGCUUGGUGCUGGCCAUCCUGAGGGAGGCGGCGGCUCAGGCGUGCCCUGCGCAGUGCUCCUGCUCGGGCAGCACCGUGGACUGCCACGGCCUGGCGCUGCGCGGGGUGCCCCGGAACAUCCCCCGCAACACCGAGAGGCUGGAUUUGAAUGGAAAUAACAUCACACGGAUUACCAAAAUGGAUUUUGCCGGUCUCAGACAUUUGAGAGUUCUUCAGCUUAUGGAGAAUAAGAUCAGCACCAUUGAAAGAGGAGCAUUUCAGGAUCUUAAAGAACUGGAGAGACUGCGUCUAAACAGAAAUCACCUUCAGCUGUUUCCUGAGUUGCUGUUUCUUGGGACUUCGAAGCUCUACAGGCUAGACCUCAGUGAAAACCAAAUCCAGGCAAUUCCAAGGAAGGCUUUCCGUGGAGCAGUUGACAUUAAAAAUUUGCAGCUGGAUUACAACCAGAUCAGCUGUAUCGAAGAUGGGGCGUUCAGGGCUCUCCGGGACCUGGAAGUGCUCACUCUCAACAAUAACAACAUCACCAGACUUUCUGUGGCGAGUUUCAACCAUAUGCCUAAGCUUAGGACUUUUCGACUGCAUUCCAACAACCUGUACUGUGACUGCCACCUGGCCUGGCUCUCGGACUGGCUGCGGCAGAGGCCUCGCGUGGGUCUCUACACGCAGUGCAUGGGCCCCUCCCACCUGAGGGGCCACAAUGUGGCUGAGGUGCAGAAGCGAGAGUUUGUCUGCAGUGGUCACCAGUCAUUUAUGGCUCCUUCUUGCAGCAUCUUGCACUGUCCAGCCACUUGCACCUGUAGCAACAAUAUCGUAGACUGCCGUGGGAAAGGUCUUGCAGAGAUCCCCACGAAUCUGCCUGAGACCAUCACAGAAAUACGUCUGGAACAAAACUCGAUCAAGGUCAUCCCUCCUGGAGCUUUCUCACCAUAUAAAAAGCUUAGAAGAAUUGACCUGAGCAAUAACCAGAUCUCCGAACUGGCACCAGACGCCUUCCAAGGACUGCGCUCCCUGAAUUCACUUGUUCUCUAUGGAAAUAAAAUCACAGAACUCCCGAAGAGUUUAUUUGAAGGAUUAUUUUCCUUACAGCUACUAUUGUUGAAUGCCAACAAGAUAAACUGCCUUCGGGUAGAUGCUUUCCAGGACCUGCACAACCUGAACCUUCUCUCCUUGUACGACAACAAACUCCAGACCAUCGCCAAGGGGACCUUCUCGCCUCUCCGGGCCAUUCAGACUAUGCAUUUGGCCCAAAACCCCUUUAUUUGUGACUGCCAUCUCAAGUGGCUCGCGGAUUAUCUCCACACCAACCCCAUCGAGACCAGCGGUGCCCGCUGCACCAGCCCCCGGCGUCUGGCAAACAAAAGAAUCGGACAGAUCAAAAGCAAGAAAUUCCGUUGUUCAGGUACAGAAGAUUAUCGAUCAAAGUUAAGCGGGGACUGCUUUGCAGACUUGGCUUGCCCUGAAAAGUGCCGCUGCGAAGGGACCACGGUCGAUUGCUCCAAUCAAAAGCUUACCAAGAUCCCAGACCACAUUCCCCAGUACACUGCGGAACUGCGUCUCAAUAAUAAUGAAUUCACCGUGUUAGAAGCUACUGGAAUCUUCAAGAAACUUCCUCAGUUACGCAAAAUAAACUUUAGCAACAAUAAGAUUACAGACAUCGAAGAGGGAGCUUUCGAAGGAGCAUCUGGUGUAAAUGAAAUACUUCUCACGAGUAAUCGUUUGGAAAAUGUGCAGCAUAAGAUGUUCAAGGGAUUGGAAAGCCUCAAAACAUUGAUGUUGAGAAGUAAUCGCAUCAGCUGUGUGGGGAAUGACAGCUUCAUAGGGCUGAGUUCUGUGCGGCUGCUUUCCUUAUAUGAUAAUCAAAUCACUACGAUUGCGCCAGGGGCUUUUGACACUCUCCAUUCCUUAUCUACUCUAAACCUUUUGGCCAAUCCUUUCAACUGUAACUGCCACCUGGCAUGGUUGGGAGAAUGGCUCCGGAAGAAAAGAAUUGUAACGGGCAACCCUCGCUGCCAGAAACCCUACUUCCUCAAAGAGAUCCCCAUCCAGGAUGUGGCUAUCCAAGACUUCACCUGUGAUGACGGAAACGAUGACAAUAGCUGUUCCCCGCUGUCCCGCUGUCCCGCCGAGUGCACCUGCCUGGAUACAGUGGUUCGAUGUAGCAACAAGGGCUUGAAGGGUCUGCCCAAAGGGAUCCCAAAAGAUGUCACUGAAUUGUACCUGGAUGGGAAUCACUUCACACUGGUUCCUAAGGAACUCUCUAACUACAAACACUUAACACUUAUAGACUUAAGUAACAACCGAAUAAGUACCCUUUCUAACCAGAGCUUCAGCAACAUGACCCAGCUCCUUACCUUGAUUCUUAGUUACAACCGUCUGAGAUGUAUUCCUCCACGAACCUUUGAUGGAUUGAAGUCUCUUCGAUUACUUUCUUUACAUGGAAAUGACAUUUCUGUUGUGCCUGAAGGUGCUUUCAAUGAUCUUUCCGCAUUAUCACACCUAGCAAUUGGAGCCAACCCUCUGUACUGUGACUGUAACAUGCAGUGGUUAUCCGAGUGGGUGAAGUCGGAAUAUAAAGAACCUGGAAUUGCCCGUUGCGCCGGACCCGGAGAAAUGGCAGAUAAACUGUUACUCACAACUCCCUCCAAAAAAUUCACAUGUCAAGGUCCUGUGGAUGUGACUAUAUUAGCUAAAUGUAAUCCUUGCUUAUCAAAUCCAUGCAAAAAUGAUGGCACCUGUAACAAUGAUCCAGUUGACUUUUAUCGCUGUACCUGUCCAUAUGGUUUCAAGGGGCAGGACUGUGAUGUCCCAAUUCAUGCAUGUAUCAGUAACCCAUGUAAACAUGGAGGAACUUGCCACUUAAAAGAAGGUGACAAAGAUGGAUUCUGGUGUAUUUGUGCUGAUGGAUUUGAAGGAGAAUACUGUGAAGUCAAUAUUGAUGACUGUGAAGAUAAUGACUGUGAAAAUAAUUCUACUUGUGUGGAUGGGAUUAAUAACUACACAUGCCUUUGCCCACCUGAGUACACAGGCGAGUUGUGUGAGGAGAAGCUGGACUUCUGUGCCCAGGACCUGAACCCCUGCCAGCACGACUCCAAGUGCAUCCUGACGCCAAAGGGAGUCAAAUGUGACUGCACCGCAGGCUACAUUGGUGAGCACUGUGACGUGGAUUUCGAUGACUGCCAGGAUCACAAGUGUAAAAACGGGGCCCAUUGCAUGGACGCAGUGAAUGGCUACACAUGCAUCUGCCCCGAUGGUUACAGUGGCUUGUUCUGUGAAUUCUCUCCGCCCAUGGUCCUCCCUCGAACCAGCCCCUGUGACAAUUUCGAGUGUCAGAACGGAGCUCAGUGCAUCAUCAGGAUAAAUGAGCCCAUAUGUCAGUGUCUGCCUGGCUACCAGGGGGAGAAGUGUGAGAAGCUGGUUAGUGUGAAUUUCGUGAACAAGGAGUCCUAUCUUCAAAUCCCUUCGGCCAAUGUUCGGCCCCAAACGAACAUCUCACUUCAGAUUGCUACCGAUGAAGAUAGUGGGAUCCUCCUGUACAAGGGGGACAAGGACCACAUCGCUGUAGAGCUCUACCGGGGACGCGUGCGCGCCAGCUAUGACACUGGCUCUCACCCGGCCUCUGCCAUUUACAGCGUGGAGACGAUCAAUGAUGGAAACUUUCACAUUGUGGAGCUACUUGCCCUGGACCAGAGUCUCUCCCUCUCUGUGGAUGGAGGGAGCCCCAAAAUCAUCACUAACUUGUCAAAGCAGUCCGCUCUCAAUUUUGACUCCCCACUCUAUGUAGGAGGCAUGCCCGGGAAAAACAAUGUGGCUGCCGCCCUGCGCCAGGCCCCCGGGCAGAAUGGCACCAGCUUCCAUGGCUGCAUCCGCAACCUCUACAUCAACAGCGAGCUGCAGGACUUCCGCAAGGUGCCCAUGCACACCGGCAUCCUGCCCGGCUGCGAGCCAUGCCACAAGCAGGUGUGCGCCCACGGCACGUGCCAGGCCAGCAGCCAGUCUGGCUUCACCUGCGAGUGUGAGGAAGGAUGGACCGGGCCCCUCUGUGACCAGAGGACCAAUGACCCCUGUCUUGGAAAUAAAUGCGUGCAUGGCACCUGCUUGCCCAUCAACGCCUUCUCCUACAGCUGUAAGUGCCUGGAGGGCCACGGAGGUGUGCUGUGUGAUGAAGAGGAGGACCUGUUCAACCCCUGCCAGGCCAUCAAGUGUAAGCACGGGAGGUGCAGGCUGUCUGGCCUGGGGCAGCCCUACUGCGAAUGCAUCAGCGGAUAUACCGGGGACAGCUGUGACCGAGAAGUCUCCUGCCAGGGGGAGCGGAUCCGAGACUAUUACCAAAAGCAGCAGGGCUAUGCCGCCUGCCAAACAACCAAGAAGGUGUCGCGGCUGGAGUGCAGAGGCGGGUGCGCGGGCGGCCAGUGCUGCGGGCCCCUGCGGAGCAAGCGGCGGAAAUACGCCUUCGAGUGCACGGACGGUUCAUCCUUCGUGGAGGAGGUGGAGAAGGUGGUCAAGUGCGGCUGCAGCAGGUGUGCCUCCUAA
Pipistrellus nathusii (Nathusius's pipistrelle) is the source of this 4569-nucleotide messenger RNA. Lineage: Eukaryota; Metazoa; Chordata; Mammalia; Chiroptera; Vespertilionidae. The record is from the annotation of a GenBank genome assembly.